Geodia barretti is the source of this 522-nucleotide messenger RNA. The record is from the annotation of a GenBank genome assembly. Lineage: Eukaryota; Metazoa; Porifera; Demospongiae; Tetractinellida; Geodiidae.
AUGGCUAAGAUCGUAGCUUUCGCUUCCUACAAGGGAGGCACCGGGAAAACCACACUCGCAUACAACAUGGUGGAGCGUGCCGGAGCGGCCGGGUUGCGGGCAUGUCUGUGCGACUACGACCCUCAGCACGUGGCCGCCGGGUUCGAGAGGGUGCGACGCGACCAGAUGAGCUGUGGGCGGCUGUCCCCGGACACCCCGGCGCUGGACGUCAUGGCUGCGGACCUGGGGCCGGAUAUGCUGGAGCGCUUGGACGCGCUGCGCAACAGCCCUUAUAAGCUGGUGAUAUGCGAUCUACCGGGAGCGGCGAACUUCAAUUCCACCCGGUUCCUGGACAGUGUGGACCUGAUAUUGGCGCCCAUCACGGCCGGGCCCGGCGGACCUGUUGGUGGCGGACGAAUUCGUCUGGCACAUGAAACGGGUCCAGUUGGAGCCGGUCUUCGUUCCCAGCCUGGCUCCGGUGAUCAAUCGGCGGCGGGAAAUGAUGCUGAAAGCAGUGGCGGAACGGGGUUUGCCGGUGUGUGA